AUGCCUUCCCUUCUCUCUAUUCAAUCACUGAAACGAUACCUGCAAGGUAAACUACGGAGCAAAAGGAAGCCUGGAUCAGCCAAAGAGAAUGCACUACUCCAUACCUCGAGCCCCGAUACAGGAGGAAUAAGCACCACAAAAUCACCUCUGAGACUAUAUGCUCUCACUAUUGGAAUAGAUGAAUAUUCAUCUCUGAAAGCUCUGAAGGGAGCCGUCAGUGACGCAGACGACGUCUCCAACUUUCUGAUGGCUGACCUCGGCGUCCCCUCCGACCAUAUUGUCAAUCUCCGGAACGAACAUGCGACAAGGAAACGUAUUAUCGACGAGUUCCAGAACCUCUGGAGUAACCCCCACAUUAAUCGCGGUGACCCGAUUCUGAUUUACUACGCCGGGCAUGGUGGCCUAGCGGAAGCAAACCAAGAAUGGAAGGAGAGAUAUGGAGCGAAGAAGAUCCAAACCAAUUGCAUUCCCGACAAGACAAUUGCCCAAUUGCUCAACAAGCUUGCUGCUGAAAAAGGUGAUAACAUCAUCGUGAUAUUUGAUUCGUGUCACUCCGCCUCGGGUAAUCGUGAUGAGGCAUCACUGAAGCCGACAAAACGAGAUCGAAUGUACGAAGCGCGGAAGUCAGCACCAGAUCCAGCCGAUAUAGACGAUGAACUUAGAUAUGGUGUUGAGAAGCUGGAGCAUCAUAAGCCCUUAAUUCGAGAGGAAGUGGAGGUGGUGCUGUUCGCUGCCGCAAAGUGGAGAUGGUACCUUCAACACACGAACCUCGACCAGGAUGAGAACCUGGAGAUGAGCAUGGUGAAAGUCGCGACCAGGGAAGGAGACAGGGCCCGUCGGAAGUAUCUCAAAGAGCCCGAACAUGUACAUGCUGAAGCCAGCGUAGUCGAACUAGUGGUAGAUCCCACCUCCUUGCAUGGACUCAAGCUUCACAACAACAUCAAUUUGCCGCUCUAUGUCAGGAUGUUCUACUUCGACCCAGCCGAUUUUUCUAUCGGGGACAUGUUCGGGCAGAAUGUAGCAAAUGGUGAAGGCGCGCCAAAUCUUGCUCCUGGAGGUCAGCUAGUGAUCGGCGACGGAGCCGACGGGGGAGCCCCUGUAAAAUUCAACAUAUCCUCGAGCGGUCAGGUGGAAGUUGGAUAUAUGAAGGUGUUUUGGUCCACAGAGCCUCUGGAACUGGAUCACGUCAAGCAAAAAUCGGCAUUUGAGCUGAAGCCUGUAAAUCGCAAAAACAAUAGCCCCGCAUAUUCCUAUCCUGUCGAUAGCGAGCAAACCACUUUUGGCCGGAAUGAUGACUGCGAUAUCAGACUGCUUUAUGGUUGGGUUUCUGGACUUCACUGCAAACUAUUCUUCCAAAAUGCCAAGGCUUUUCUCUCUGUUUACGGUCUCAAUGGCGUCAUUGUUGAUGGGUCCCAUAUUGGGCGAAACCCCGACGCCGAUGGCGAGUCGUCUGAGACGACUAUACCAAUCAUGAACAACUCCCAGAUUGAAAUUUAUCGAAAACGUUUCAUCUUCGAGUACCCUUCCAAGGAACUUCGUAUCAAAGCUAUGGCGGAACCGAUGACCGUCAAGCCCAAACGUACUCUCAGGCUGUCUAUGAUACAGUCUGCCCAAGUGUUCACCCCAUCGAAGCCUACCGCCGAUGCAUCCACUCCCAAGUCACACCGCCGCCGACGCUCAGAAACCUUGGCUGAACAACUCCAAAGUCCAAUCAAACCUUUCUCCCCUGCACGCCCUGCUCCAUCCGCUAAUAUGGGUCAUGAAACUCUGAGCGUCGCUGACGAAGAGCGCGAGGUCACGCUAGUCGGACCUGGAGGUGCUCAAAGCGUGGUUGUCUUGGAAGAAGAGAAGGAUUUGGUUGUAGUAGAGGCGAUUGGGGAAGAGUCAGAUGAAGAGGACCUCUCAGAUGAUGAGGAAAUUAUUAGGGACAAAGAAAAUGCAAAUCCCUUUGACCUGGGGCGCUCUCCUGCCUCACAACAUGACAAGGCUUCCUCAUCUGCGUCUCCGGCGCCGGCUGUUCAGCGCUCGCUUUCCGCUAAUACUCCGAGCUCAUCCUACGCGCCAAAACGACCGAAUCUUCAGCGAAGCGCCGCCUCCGCUCCCGCACCUUCAUCCUCCCCAGCUUCGAACAACACCUCUCAACCUGCUCGCACACCCGCUCGCAAGGCUCGUUUCUCCUUACACAAAGCUGUUCUGCUCCGUUCUGCUCAGCGUCAACUAGUGGAGCGUGAACGGUUGAAUCAAUUCCAGGCACGCGAGGCCCCAAUCUUUGACGAAGAUGCCGAUAUUGACAUGGAUGAUAUCGAGCCCGAAUUUGCCGAGGAACCAGAGUCGGAUCUCAACCUCAUGGUCGGUGAUGCUAACGUCGAUGUACGCCUUGCGUCGGAUGUCGAUCACUUGACUGUGCAGGACCCGGAUGCCGAUGAAGAAGACGCUGUCGAAUCCGUUGUUUCCCCCCUUCGAUCAGGAGCUCAUCCCGCCAAUGGCUCCUUCAGCGACGACUCUGAACACUCUUUCAACCAAGCUGCUGAUCAAUCUGAAGGCGAUAUCUCGGUCGAAAGUGACAUUUCUGAAAUAAACCAGGGUCAAGAGCAAGAGUCUACUCCCAUUGGAUCGCGUAUCCGAGAAUCUCUUUCCGUCCUGGGCAACUUAUUGCCCAACUUGCUUAAAACUCCCUCUGACAGUGCUUCAACUGAGGACUCGGAAGAGGUUGACAUUGUUGAUCAACGGAGAAAUGCUCCCAGGGUGAAGGUCGAACCCUCAGAAGAGGAGCCACCACUUCAUUUCAGUGAUUCAGAGGACGAGGACGAAGAUGAAGGUGAAGACCAAGGCCAAGUUUCACCUUCCGAUCGUAUCCAAACACCCGUUGACGACGACUCGAACCCGGUUCAUAACGGGGAGCCCGCAGGAGCUACCAUAAAGCUUGAGGAGACCCCCACCCAACCUCGUCGUCUUAAUGCCUUCAUGACCCCUCAGGUCUCUCGGCCGAACUUUGCCCGUGCCCCUGUCGGACGCAAGUCUGUUGCGCUUGGAGCUGAAUCUGGAGAAGUCAAUGAUCUUAACUGGCUGCCUAGCCGAGUCCCAGUGGUCAAGGCAGAGGCUGAUAGCGAAGAGGAAGAGGAUCACGAUAUGCUAGAAGACCCGAUUGUCGAAGAUGAACCGGUUCUCUCGGACUUGAAACAUAUACCUGAAUUGGAUGCCGAGGAAAAGGCCGCACGCCGUCAAUCCGCACUUGCUGUUCUAGCAGCUGGACCCCGUCAACUACCCACUCGCCGCCAAUCUGUUGCCCCCCACCUCGCUAUAUCUGAGCCCCUCGACCCUAAUGACCGCCGCACGACCCUGGCUGGCGAUGCACUCGGAGCUCCUGUCGGAACGCCCCAACAUGCCUCGACCCUCGCUAAAGCUUCGGAUUACCAAGUUGCGAUUGACAUUGAUUAUAUGCGUCGUCAGAGCAUGAGUCGUGCAUCUCGCGAAGAAAAGCCGAUCGGUCCGUUGUUCGGAGAGGCUGUCACUGGGGAUAUAAAACUUGAGGACUCGGAGGAACUUGUUGCCGCGCUUGAACCAGACGAUAUCAAACAGGAACUCGAAGAGGCCGAGCAUGAACUCGAAGAACUGGAAGACGAAGCAGAAACCGAGGCUGAGUUGUCGGUUGAUGAAGAGGGCGAAGAGGUCACAGAUUCCGAGGACGGGUCCGAUCAUGACGGGUUUGACGACGAACAAAACGAUGUCCAGGAGCAAAGUGACACUGAAACAGAACAGAAGGCUUUCGACGAACACGUGGAAGAGGAGACUAUUCCGGAAGGCACCAAGGUGCCAGCUGUGUUGCCUGCUGCUGGCCCAUCGACGCCUGCGCUCAAGGGUAUCCGCUCCUUGUUCCGGGCCGAGGAAGUCAAAGGCCUUGGUACUCAAACCCCAGCUGGCCUGGAUGGCAUGGUUCAAUUGUUUGGGCCUGAAGCUGAACUCGAGGCAGAGCUACCUGCGCAGGAUAAACCCUCUCGUUUGCGAACCAACUACGACAUCCAAGGUUCCCGAGGUGGCCCGGACGCGUUCCGCCGACACCCGUGCAAAGACGGAUGUGACGGCAGCCAAGGGUGCCUCACUGUAUCCCGGAUCGCAUCUCGUACCUUGCGGGAACCGUCAAAAUUGCCUUCCCGCAUCAAGACGCCCACUGAAGAACCUGAGGCUCCGGCGCCUAAAGCUGCUACUCGCAAGGCCGUACCCGCUGCAACAGUUUCUGUCGUUCUUCCUCGUCGAGCCAAGGCUCCGAAAACCGAGGCAGAUGCGGAGGCCAAGGAUGAACCUGAAUCAACCGCAUCCAGACUCAAGGCCCCAACCAAACGGGUCACGCGAACUGCAUCAGGUGCAAGCCAUACCACGGACGAUACCAAGCCACUCACUCGUACCGCUUCAUCUAUGAGCAUUGACGAUAAGCCCGCCACGCGGAGAGGGCGAGCGGCCGCGGCUGCUCCCGCCAUCGAGGAAGAGGCCAAGCCCGCUACUCGUACCACUCGGGCUAAAGCAGCAGCCCCGACGCGUCGCAAAGACGCCACUUCUUCGGCGCGCCCCACUACCCCUACAACCGAAGCAGGUGAUGACAAGGAUCCAAUGGAUACCAUUCCUUUGCCAGAGUCUCCCACAAAGCGCUCCACAAGAGCCAAGGUGACAACAGUCAAAGUCGAACCGGAUGACGAUGAGUCUAUCCCAGCUACCCGCAGCCGUACACGGACAACGGAGUCGGAUACUUCCAAGGAUAAGCGUACCACCACCAAGCGAGUCGCAUCUAAAGAUGUCGACGAAAACAAGGAAAAUGCUGCGGUGGAUGUGCCAGAGGCCGAGACCGAGACCAAGGUCAAAGCUAGUGGAUUGCCUACCAAGACGACUCGGAAGGUGUCCGCGACAGUCAGCAAACUUCCAGCCCCAACCAAAACCGCAUCCAAGACCGAGCCCGCCACCACCUCCGCCACUACUCGUGCCCUGCGCACCCGAGCCCGCAAGUAA
Rhizoctonia solani is the source of this 4998-nucleotide messenger RNA. Its product is annotated as ICE-like protease (caspase) p20 domain protein. Lineage: Eukaryota; Fungi; Basidiomycota; Agaricomycetes; Cantharellales; Ceratobasidiaceae. The transcript has 16 exons. The record is from RefSeq and is a predicted model, not a curated record. The coding region runs from base 1 to 4998 and encodes 1665 amino acids. Gene Ontology annotation, molecular function: protein binding.